Molecule: messenger RNA, 284 nt
Organism: Lobosporangium transversale
Lineage: Eukaryota; Fungi; Mortierellomycota; Mortierellomycetes; Mortierellales; Mortierellaceae
Exons: 3
Source: RefSeq, a predicted model, not a curated record
AUUGUCAAGCUGCCGCCGCCAGAAUUUGAAAAGUCGCCCCAUGGUUCGUGCCUAUACUCUGACUCUCACUGUCCUCUCGCGAGCCUUUUUACUUGGGCUUAUUUCGGCUUCCCACUGCCCUAUCGCAUACAAGUACUUUUAUCAAGGCCCUAUCUAACUAUCCUCUUGUUUAUUUAUUGCAUGGAUUUUAAACAGCCCCAAGAAGCCCAAAAAGGAACCUAGAAGACACAGGAGACGGAGAUUUAGAAGAGCACUCUACAAAGCGCCUUGGCCCCUCGGAACCC